AGAUAGUCCGUCCUUUUACUAUUGGCCAAAGCAAACAACGCGUUGAAGUGUACUGUCAACUAAUAUUGACUCCGAACAGGAUGUCCGCCUUGCUCAAGCACCCUCUAGUGGUUCAAGAGAUCUCGGUCCUCGGAGGGCUUGGGUAUUGCGGUGUUCUGCUUCUGCUGACUGUUGCUUGUAUCUGUUGGACUUGCCGCAACAAAGGUUUCUGGACAUCACGCUCCGCCAAUGCGAAAUGGAUUGCUGGUCCAAAAGGGAAGCCUUUUACAGGAAACCUUCACGAGCUCAAAACAAAUGGCGCGGCUAGCUGCGAGGCCUGGUACUCCUUGUACAAGCGGUACGGAGCUGCAUACGAAAUGACAGUUCCUUUCUUUCGCAUGCAUAUUAUCAAUCACCCUACUUAUCUCGAGCACAUCCAAAAACAUAACAGCAAGAACUACAUCCGUGGCGCAUUCACUCGGCACAUUUUUGGACCGCUCCAUAGAAGCGGCAUUUUCGUCGCCGACGGCCUGGAAUGGCAAACACAACGCAAAGCAGCCUCCCGGGCAUUCAGCAAGCGUAACUUUGAAACGCAUAUCACGCAUUCUAUCCAUUAUUGGCUCGAUAUUCUUUUGCGUCUUCUCUCCAACUUGGCUAAGGAGCAGAAAGAGUUUGACUUCCAGGAAUUGAUGGGACGUCUUAUGUUCUGCCUCUUCCUUCGAGUUGCUUUUCAUGAGGAUAAGCUCGCUUUGGAGAUUCUGUCUGAUGAUCCCAAGAGCUUGGAGUCGAAACCUGAAUUUGUCGAGGCAUUUGAUCAAGCUACUCAUUUAUUUGACCGCAGGAGACGCGAUCCUCUCUGGAGGAUCACCGAGAAGCUCUCUGGCGAAGAUGCAGUUACGAAGAGAGCCGUGGAUCUCUUCUAUGCAAAGAUUGAUUUUCUUAUCGAGAAGCGUCUCGAUAAGAUGAAGAAUGGUUAUAAUCCUAAUCCCGACGCUGGAGUUGACCUUCUCGACUUGUUCAUGCAGUCGACAAGCGACAAAUACACCCUGGGUGGAAUGGUGUACUCCUUUCUAUCGGCUGGUCGUGACACAACGACAUAUAACACCUCAUGGUUCAUGAAGGAGAUUCACCAUAGAGCCAACCAACAUCUAGAAGCUUUGGACAAGAUUCUAGCUGAGACCGAGGAGCUGGGCUUCACCACUGGCUACCUGAACUACACAGAUGCCCCGAGGCUGCGGUUUACGAACGCUAUGUGGGACGAGUGCACUCGGCUCAACACUGUGUCUCCAGCUGGUCAGUUGGAGGCCGCUGAGGAUGAUAUUCUCCCGGCGGUGCCUGAGCUGAAUAUGCCUCCUCGCCGCGUUAAGAAAGGCGAUCUCGUCAGCUAUCAAAACUAUGUUAUGGCCCGCAUGCCGGAAAUCUGGGGAGAGGACGCUUCCAUCUUCAACCCCUACCGAUGGUUCAAGGAGAACGGGGAGAGCAUCUCCUACAGUCCUUUCAAAUAUCACGCUUGGAACGCUGGCCCGCGCAGUUGUCUUGGACGUCCACUCGCCACGUACGAGGGCAUCACCAUUACGGUUGCGAUCCUCCAGCACUUCGAUAUCAUUCUUUCAGACGAUAGCAGGCUAUAUAAGCCCCUUGCAGCUAUGAACAUGGGUAUUCAAGGAGGUCUUCCCAUGCGAGUGAGGGAAAGGAAGCACUCAUAAAAGCUUGAAACCUCAAAUCGAAUUUGUGGAGGUCGAGCGUUGAUAAAAUGUUCCCAUCUAUAGUGCCAAUGUGG
This is a messenger RNA of Exophiala xenobiotica, 1759 nucleotides long. RefSeq lists its product as uncharacterized. The record is from RefSeq and is a predicted model, not a curated record. The transcript has 8 exons. The coding region runs from base 81 to 1685 and encodes 534 amino acids. Gene Ontology annotation, molecular function: heme binding; iron ion binding; oxidoreductase activity, acting on paired donors, with incorporation or reduction of molecular oxygen. Lineage: Eukaryota; Fungi; Ascomycota; Eurotiomycetes; Chaetothyriales; Herpotrichiellaceae.